This is a messenger RNA of Gadus macrocephalus (Pacific cod), 2269 nucleotides long. It is a transcript of the gene top6bl, whose product is annotated as DUF4554 domain-containing protein. Gene Ontology annotation, biological process: meiotic DNA double-strand break formation. The record is from RefSeq and is a predicted model, not a curated record. Lineage: Eukaryota; Metazoa; Chordata; Actinopteri; Gadiformes; Gadidae.
AAUCACACUUAAACCAUGUUAUGUUAUGUUCAACAAGUCUGUUCAAACUUUUUUUGCAGAGUAAUGCUUUUUUAUUUAUUUAAAACUUACUGUUAAGGCAAGUUUUAUAUAUUUCGUUGCACUUUGUGCAAUGACAAUAGAUUCAGAAGUUGGUAAAGUAAAGAGGUCCUUUGCGUGCAGGCCUGCGCAUGCAUGCCUGGCUGUGCGUAAAGAGCUGCUAGAGGCGCGAAAUGCAAACACGUGACCAAAAUGGGGUGGCCUUUUGGAGACGAUAGAGCAGCAAUGAGGAUACUGAAUGAGAUUCAACGUGUUAUGCGGUUGAUUAUGCUUUUAAGAAGGCAAAGAGGAUGUAAGGGGUUGAAGUCUGGAGAGGGAGGACUGAUGGUCGUGCUCUGGAACAGCAAAGAAUCGUACGGAGUCGACCAUUGCAGGCCUUUGCUUGAUGUUUCUGGUGCUCCGAUGGGAACUGAUCUGGUGUUCGGGUCCAUAGCAGCUGCUGGUCCGUGGUGCGAAGGGUUCGCUACGGGUAAUCUCAAACCUGGCUUCACAGAUCUUAUCCAGAAGCUGUUUCCUUCUGAAGACCAAGGUCCAGAGCCGGACCAAGAAGAGCUCUGUGGCUUCACUCACAUGCACGGCCCCAUCCAUCUCCUUAUCUCCUUUCAGGUGAAAGUGGCGAAACAGUUUGAUCGGCAGGAGUGGCCUUUUCACAUAGAGGCAUUCCUACACAAGCUCAGCCUGACCAAUGCACGGGUGAAAAUACACUUUAGCUGUAAGUCGUAUCAAAAGAGGCUCCAGAGAAUUUUCAGUGGGAAGAUACAGUGCAAAUUAACACUGAAAGAUCAGUGGUCAACAUUCUUGGAUGUCACCUCCUCCAAGCCUGGGGUGAGCGUGGGGGAGAGGCCUUGGUGUCACGGAGGACAUCCUGUUCCCGGGGAGCGAGUGUCUCUCAGCAUCCCACCUGCAGCCAUGGAGAGAGGCCUCUACGGGGAGCUCAGUCUCCAGCCGGUGGCCCUGUUAGCCCCCUGUGUGCUACAAUACCCCAACCUGGCAACCUGCCUCACACACAUACAAAUAUCCUUUGCCCUGUUAUACCUGUCAGAUGACGGCGGCACACACAUAAACACAUGUAGACAUGUGAACACACAAGCAUGCACCAGGUUGUUUCUUGACUGUGUGUGUGGGCAGGUGGAGGUGUACGGUCCCAGUAACGUGCCCGUAGCCAGCCCCACAGACUUCCUCCAGCAGCUGUCGGUGCAUCUGAACUGUGAGGAGCUGGGCAUCGAUGGCAUCCUCCGCUGGAAUGACCCCACUGACCUCCAGCCGAGAGGGGGGGCCACCCUGCCAGUGGAGGCUGAGACCGGUCCAGAGGGAGGGUGUAGCCUGGCCUCAGUGGAGCAGAGCCUCACACUGCUCCUCUUCCUGCACCACAUGGACCCGUUUACCUCCGAGCUCUAUGAUGUUAUAGCUACAGAAGAGCUGUUGGAGCACCACCUGGAGGCGAUACUGACCAACAACAGGCAGGCAGUGACGGCCGCGCUGCAGAGGGAGAUCAAGAGCAUUCUGAACGCUCACAGACAGAGAAGCAAGGCAAUAAUAAUAAUAAUAGCUUGGACUUGUGUAGCGCCUUUCAUGGUAACCAAGGCCAGUGAAAAGAUCUGCUCAGCAUUUGAAGUGAUUUCCAGCUCUGCUCUCAGCAUCGUGAGCAGCAGCAGUAACCUGGAUUUCAGGGCUGCCUGCCUCAGUAACAUGAGGGUGCGUGACACCCAUGGGCUCUCACAGGCCCUCCGGGAGACACAGGUGAGGGUGACCUCAUGGAAGUUUGUUCCGAAGGCCAGGUGUUACCCGGUACCGCAGGAAGACACGCCGACGAGGAGAGAAAUGUGAUCCACUGACACCUGGUGGUGGUUUGGUUAAUAAAUAAACAGUUUGGUGUUUCUUCAGAUAUAUUGAAAAGAUACGUUUUACAUUGUAUAUGUUGACUAGUUAAGUGUUGUUCUUGUUGUGUAAGUGUUUCUCGUACAAAGAGCACUGAAUGCAAACAGGCCUUGUUAUGCACUAUAUGUAGUCAGUUGAAAGAGUAAAGAGAUGCCGACACUAUGUACGAUAUCUGUCAGUGUUGUACUUUCAGAAAUAUUUACGCUUUGAACUUGAAGCGAACCAACCGGUAAAACAAGCUUGACGGGCAUAUAGGAAACUCAUCCCUUUGUGUUAAGUAUGGCCAGAAGGCACUGCCUGGGGCGCCCUAAGGCUCACCUUGUAGAGUAUGUAC